Triticum aestivum (bread wheat) is the source of this 1470-nucleotide messenger RNA. RefSeq lists its product as uncharacterized. The coding region runs from base 1 to 1137 and encodes 378 amino acids. The transcript is spliced from 5 exons. NCBI's taxonomy places the organism in Eukaryota, Viridiplantae, Streptophyta, Magnoliopsida, Poales, Poaceae. Gene Ontology annotation, molecular function: protein dimerization activity. The record is from RefSeq and is a predicted model, not a curated record.
AUGGUGGCGGCCGGCUGCAAGACCUUGCCGGACGAGUGCAAGAGCCUGUGGCGCAUCGCCGGGCCGGUGAUCCUCACCGGGCUCUUCCAGUUCCUCAUCGAGUUCGUCACCGUGGCCUUCGCCGGCCACAUCGGCAAGGUCGAGCUCGCCGCCGUCUCCACCGUCAUCAACGUCAUCCAAGGCCUCAGCUUGGGUCUUACCCAGCUUAGGCAGAGUCGCAGAGAGAGGUCAAUCGCGUCCUCCACUCCACUCCUCCACAACCCUAGCCGCCGCAUUCUCUCUCGAUCCCAUCCGCAAGCCGCCGCCGCCGCACUCUCUCUCUCUCGCUCCCAUCCGCAAGCCGCCGUCGCCGCCCACCGUCCCAUCCCCGUCGCCGCAAGCUGCCGGAUCCCCGGACCGCUAUCCUCACGGGCCACAGGAUCCCCGCCGCCUCCAUCCUCACGGGACGCGGGAUCCCCACCGCAGGCCACCUCCGUCCUCGUCGGCUGCUGGAUCCCCUGCCAAGCACCGCCGCUGCCGUCUUCAGCAAGCACUGCCGCCGUCGUCUCCAUCUCGUUCUUCCUCCAAGGCUUCACCGCCGCCGUCUCCAGCAAGCACUACCGCCGUCGUCUCCAUCUCGUAUUCCUCCAAGGCUUGACCGCCACCGUCUCCAGCAAGCAGUACCGCCGUCGUCUCCAUCUCGUAUUCCUCCAAGGCUUCACGUCACCGGAGCAGCACCGCCGCCAUCACCACGCCGGAGCAGCACCGCCGCCAUCCUCUGUCUCUGCAAGAACUGGACUUAUAUUUGUGGAAGAGGAAAUUAUCCAUAGGCCAGAGGGUCUUGACAUCAUCAAUUGGUGGCAGUUUGGAGGUAUCAAGUAUCCUACAUUGCGAAGAAUGGCUCAUGAUAUACUAGCCAUUCCUGUAACAACCGUGGCAUCGGAAUCUGCCUUCAGUACUAGUGGGAGAAUACUAAGUGCACAUAGAUGUUCACCUGCACCAAACAUGACCGAAGCUCUUAUGUGCAUGCAAGCUUGGUCCCGUGCAGACAUGUUAGGGGAUUGCAAUUCUACUCUCUUUGCGGACUUUGAAACUGUUCUUAAGGAUGACACAGAAAUGAUGGAGGUUGAUGAUCAAUCCAUCUUAACCGAAGCCUGAAACAUGACUCUAUGAUGGUGUUGUUGCUGCUUGGUUGUGACGAGAAGGCCGACGACCCGGCGUGCUACACUACUACAUGCUGCUAUUUACAUUUAUCCAUGGGCUGCUACACUACUACUUGCUAGUGCUAGCUUGUUGGCACACAACUACUCAACCUGAACCUUGUAUUUGUGUAUUUGUGCUGCUGCUGAACCUUGUAUUUCUGCUGCUAUUUGUGCACCUGAAGAUCCUGAACCUUGUAUUUCUGCUCCUGAACCUUGUAUUUGUGCUUCUGGGACCUGCACCAUGUAUUUGUGAUGCUAUUUGUGCUCCUGAACCUUGUAUUUGGCUUCC